This is a messenger RNA of Lytechinus pictus (painted urchin), 3389 nucleotides long. RefSeq names its product carbohydrate sulfotransferase 11-like. Gene Ontology annotation, molecular function: sulfotransferase activity. The record is from RefSeq and is a predicted model, not a curated record. Gene Ontology annotation, cellular component: membrane. The transcript has 3 exons. Lineage: Eukaryota; Metazoa; Echinodermata; Echinoidea; Temnopleuroida; Toxopneustidae. Gene Ontology annotation, biological process: carbohydrate biosynthetic process. Bases 62 to 1147 code for a protein of 361 amino acids.
UUGAUACAAACAUCGCACGCUAUCCACAGUUUGACAAUAAAUAACACUACAGUUGGUGAUCAUGGCGAGAAUUGGAAUACCACUUUUUACCUUUCUGUUUCUUGCAACAUCAUCUGUAAUCUUAUUCAUUAAUAACAACUUGUUUGAUGAUGUUUCCUUCAACGGUCAGUUUCAAAGUGCCUCGGUCAAGAUACCAAAAGGACUGACCACAGGAACGAAUCAAAAUAAUGUGACACAAAAUACAACUAUAAAUGUAUCUGUAUCUCUUCAUGCCACUGAUACUCAGCAGCAACGACGCCCACACCUUCAGGAGGCGUGUGAGGGUUUGGACGCCAAGAAACACCCAGAAAACAUUGAUGGUCUGAGCGCCGACACCUUAAAGAACAUGAAUCACAUCAUCGUCAUAGAUAAAUUGAAAACUCUUUAUUGCUAUAUUCCCAAAGCUGGUUGCACAACUAUGAAGCGAAUGCUUCUUGAGUUGAGUGGUCAUAUAAACUCAACUUACAUACCACAUGAAAAGGGUGACAUACACGUACUUGCCGCGAAGCACUUUCGAUCAUUGAGAGAGUUCAGCCUGGAAGAUGCGAACGAGAAAAUAAAAACGUACCGUAAACUGGUAUUUGUUCGCGAACCGUUUUCACGGAUGUUGUCUGCAUAUCGGGAUAAACUCGAAUCAAAGGGGCCUUUCAAGAAAAGAUGUCUGCGUCGUAUGGUCAACAGGGAUGUGAGACCAAUGGCUUCUGGUAAUGAAGACCUCAACAUUACGUUCGGUAAUUUUGUGGAUUACCUCGGUAAUCCACGGAAUACACUCGCUGAUCCUUUCGAAGAACACUGGAGGGAGAUGUCCCGCCUGUGCUAUCCAUGCCGAGUUCCUUACGAUUUCAUUGGACAUUUCGAAAACUUUAACGAAGAUGUUCGCGAGGGUCUGCAAACAAUUACACAUGAUGUUGACGUAGAAAUCCCCGCGUCAUUGAAGCCUACUAAAAGCGGUAACAUGGACACUUUGGUCAAAUACUACUCCCAACUUAGUUCGACACAAUUGGAAUCGCUCUACAAGAGACUCGCGACAGAUAUAGAAUUAUUCAACUACAAAGUUCCCUCAUUCAUUGCUGAUCGUUUAAACUCUUCCCUACUAAGUGGACUUUAGUUUAAUAGCAAGUGCCUAAAAUGUGAUCUGUCUAUAUUUGUUUGUUGUUGUGCCUCUAUGCUGGAUAUAUUUAUUCAUGGCAAUACUGUUUUAAUAAAAUAUUGAUAAACUUUAAAAUUCAAUAACUUCGUUAUUUGUAAUCCGAUUUUGUUGAAAUUUUCAGCAUUUUGCUUUGUGAAUUUUACUCUAUUUAUCCAGAUAUAAAUAUUUUCAGCCCGGGGAAUCCCUUUCAUCAGUGGUGGUCUAAUGAAGCAGGUUGUGAGUUAUAUACGACCUUUUGAAAAUCAGAUUCCCAACGGUGAGCGAGUUUUUGCUUUUGGUUCGGGCCUUCCCGCUCUUUCUUCCAGACGUGAUGUUUUACUGAUGAGACAAAUAUUCAAAACAACUUCAACGAAAAAAAACACAAUCACUGCAUCUGCUAAAGUCUCAAUAUGUGAUAAUAAUUAUGAUCUAUGUAUACAGCAAUAUUCUUAUUUUUUGACUCACGUCUGAAUCCAAAGACUAUUUGUCAAACUAUAAUACAAAUUAUGGAAAUUAAGCAUAAUUUUCGUUGAAACAUCGGGUGACAUUCGUUAUUCCGAAGGUUCGAAUAUUCCUUCGGAAUAACGAACCUUAUUUCGUUUUUGGACUAACGAACCUUCAGAAUAACGAACCUUGAUUCGUUUUCGGACGAACGAAGUUUUCGGAAUAAACGAACCUUAUUUCGCUUUCGGAUUAACGAACAUUCGGAAUAACGAACGUUAUUUCGUUUCCGGAAUAAAGAACCUUCUGAAUUACGAAGUGUAACAAUGGGGGUAUCUCAUUUAGGAUAGAACCUGGGGCCUGUUGCAGAAAGAGUUGCAAUCAAUCGCUACUCUAAAAAUACGCGCACUGGCGUAAAUCCGUGUUGAUGGGUGGGGGGAUGAUUGAAAUAUUUUGGCAUUUUUUUUGCAAUCAUGUUUUUAGAUAUGCAAGGAAUUGUCAUUGAUAUGUCCACAGUGGCGUACCGUGGGUCACGGUAUUGGGGGGGGGGGGGCACCAGCAAAAUUUUUGAAUCACUGAGUGAGCGCGCUCAGUUGCCAGUUAUUCUGACCUAAUAGAGACAUUUUAAGGACAAUGUCAUUAAACAGAUAUGUAUCUCACUGAUCAAAUAAUGCGAGCGCGAAGCGCGAGCUGAAAUUUGUUUAUAUUCACACCUAAAAACACAUGAAACACUUUUUGUAGUCAUUACAAUCAUGAUUAUCAUACGCAUCUCACUAAUCAAAUAUUGCGAGCGCGAAGCGCGAGCUGAAAAUUUAGAUAAUUCAGACCUGAAGUGGGGGCAUUCUAAGGUUUCUUUGUAGGAAUUAACUAGGACCAUACGUAUUUCAUUAACCAAAUGAUGCGAGCGCGAAGCGCGAGCUGAAAAUUUUUGAUAAUCAGAUCAGAAGAAGGGACAUUUUAAGGACUGAUUUUAGGAAUUCAUGUUGAGCAGACAUAUCUCACCAAUCCACUAAUGCGAACGUAAUCACGGACAGGAAAUGUUUCAUAUAUAGGAAGACCUUAACAUGGGGCAAUCACUUAUUGAGUCAUGAAAAAGAAGCAUAUGUCACGACAUAAAACAAUGAUAACUCAAGUGCUAGGAAAUAUAUUUGGUUUAUAUUGACUUGAAAACGGGAUGUUUUAGUACAACAGGAUUAUAUAUCUCGUUACACAGACAAUGCGAGCACCAGGAACAAUGAAGACUUGGGCCCUGGGCAAAUUAUGUUUCAUAAAGUUAUGAUAAAAAUGUUUCUUAUGUAAUGUAACAUAACAUAGUUAUAAUAUAUUAUAACAUUAUAAUGAAUAAUAUUACUUCUUUCCCACUACGUUUCUCUUCCUUUCUCCCCCUUUUCUCCUUUUCCCCGGUUUUUUUUUUGGUCAGCCGAUUUGGGGGGCACGUGCCCCCCAUGCCCCCCCCCCGUAGUUACGCCACUGUAUGUCCAUAUGGCAAAUACCCCUCCAAUAUUAUUAUCUUUUUACCCCAUGAUGGUUUAAUGGUUUUAUUAGAGAUUACAUUCAAAAUUUUUUGACAUUCCAUCUUAAUUCCUUUCCAAAGACCCCAACAUUGAUGAAUUGGAAGAAACGGGGUUUUCUCUUCAAUGUUAUAAUAAGGACAUUAGUAUUUCGUUUGGAAAUGGUGAACUGGCUCUUUAUUUGCAUUUUAUGAUUCAAUAAUAUUGUUUUAUUUGGGUUAAGCGGUAUUUCAGGAAGAAUUUUCACCAAUAAAACAAUUAUCUCUUGU